Molecule: messenger RNA, 2052 nt
Organism: Condylostylus longicornis
Lineage: Eukaryota; Metazoa; Arthropoda; Insecta; Diptera; Dolichopodidae
Product: serine protease inhibitor 88Ea-like
Exons: 4
Coding region: 213-1490 (425 amino acids)
Molecular function (GO): serine-type endopeptidase inhibitor activity
Source: RefSeq, a predicted model, not a curated record
AUUUAAUGUUCAAGGCGUAAAGUUUAAAAUUGCGGUGAAACUACGAAACAAAAAAUAAAUAAAAUAAUUAAUUUUUUUUUUUUUUUUAAAUUAAAAUUAAAAAAAAAUACAGAAGAAUAAUUAAUAAAAAAAAAAUUAAUUUAAUUCUGUUAUAUAAAAAAAAAAUUAUUUAAAAUUUUAUUAUUAAAAAAAAGAAGUAUUGCAAACACAAAAUGAGAUUAAUAAGAGGAACUAUAUCAUCUUUGAUGAUAAUUUUUAUGGUAACCUCAACCGCCUAUUCUCAAUCUUUUUCUGAAUCCAAUUGUUUACUAAAUCCAAAUGAAGAUUCAUCAAACAUAGUAAAAGCACAAAAGACCGAUAAAUCAAAUUUAUACCGAGGUCAACAAGAUUUUACAAUGUCAUUAUUAAGAGCAGUUAAUAUGGCAACACCAAAUGAAAAUGUAUUUUUUUCACCAUAUUCAACAUAUCAUGCUCUCUUAUUAGCAUAUUUUGGUAGCGCAAAUAAUACAGAAAGAGAAUUGAUUAAAGCUUUACAUUUGGAUUGGGCUGCAACUAAACAAAAUGUAAAAUUUGCGUAUACAUCCCAAAAAAAAUCACGUAAUUAUAAAGAAAAUGAUGUUGAAUUUGCUUCAGCUGAUAAAAUUUAUGUUGGAUUAGAUACACCAUUACGAGAUUGUAUUAAAGAUAUAUUUACAGACGAAAUUGAAAAUGUUAAUUUCCAAGAAAAACCUGAAGAAUGUCGUAAACAAAUAAAUAAAUGGGUUAGUGAUUUAACAAAAAAUGAAAUACCAGAAUUUUUAAGUCAAGGUGAUGUCAGCUCUCAAACUAAUAUGAUAUUAGCUAAUGCGGCAUAUUUUAAAGGAGAAUGGGAAUCAAAAUUUGAUACAAAAAAUACUAAAAUGGAAGUUUUUUAUACUGGACCAGAAAAAAGAUCAUUUGUUGACAUGAUGAAUCAUAAAGGAAUGUAUUAUAUGAGUAUAAGCGAACAAUUAAAAUGUCAUAUUUUGGAUAUACCAUACAAAGGAAAUGAUCAAAUUUCUAUGAUGAUUUUAUUACCACCAUUAGUGAAUAAUGGUAGUAGUUUACAAGAAGUUUUAGAUAGAUUAACACCAGAAUCUUUAAAAUCAGCAACCGAUGAUUUCGAAUUAAGAGAGAUUAAAGUUGGUUUACCUAAAUUUACAUUUGAGCAAAGAUUACAAUUAGUACCUAUUUUAAAUGAAAUUGGAAUCAAUGAUCUUUUUACUGGCCGUGCAAAUUUAAAAACAUUUUCUGAUAGCACAAAUUUAGCUUUAGGUGAUGCAUUACAUGUUGCCAAAAUUAAAGUUGAUGAAGAAGGUUCAACAGCAGCUGCUGCAACAGCAUUAUUUAGUUUUCGAUCAGCACGUCCAUUAGAACCAACAGAAUUUAUUUGUAAUCAUCCAUUUUUAUUUUUAAUAUAUGAUCAUAAAUUGAAAGCAAUUUUAUUUGCUGGUAUUUAUCGUAGCCCUUAAGUUAUACAUAUAAAUUAUAUAAGAAUAAUGUAGAAAUUAAAAAAAAAAUUUAAUAUAUGUAUUUGUUUUUAAGAUUUUUAAUUUAAUUUUAGUCAUUUAUCCUUAAUUUUAAUUGAAUAAAUUUGAAAUUAAUUUUGUAAUUAAUAUGUUAAUAAUUUUUGAUAAGCAUAUGAUUUGUAUUUGCAAUAUGUGAAAUUUUUUUUGGUUUUAUGCAGCAUCGAAUAUCUAAUUGACACUUUUUCAUUGUCAUUAAUGUUUUGGCAAUUGUUUUAAUCACAAAAUUUUAUUAAUUUGCUCGUGUAAAAUCUAGAUACUUUAAAAUCUAGCAUUUAUUUUAAAAUGUAAUUCAGUUUUUUUAAUUAAUCAAUAAAGUAAAAAAUUAAUUUAAGAUUUUUGCUUAAAAUUUAAACGGUGCUGCUAGUAACUAUGAAAAAGUUUGUAAUCCUUUUUAAUUAUCAGACAUUUAAUUUAAGUAAAAUGAAAGUUAUUUUUUGUGAUGUAAAAAAUUUUUGUUAAGAAGUUCUCUUUUUUUUUUUUGUAAAUAUUAUAAAUGUAUUUAGAU